AUGGUGGCCAUUGACCUGAUCGUCCAACAUGUUCACAAGCAGAUGGAGGAGGUGAGUGAGCCGCAGAACAGAAGAGAGAAACAGAAGAGCAGAGAGAAGAGAAGAGAGAGCUCGUUCUUCUAGAACUAUCUAGAUAGGAGAGAGGGGAGAGAGAGGCAGAGCAGAAGAGAGAGAGAAGAUGAGAGGAGAGAUCUCUAUCUCUCUUCUCUCUCUCUCUCUCUCUAUCUCUCUCUCUCUCCUCUCUCUCUAUCUCUCUCUCUCCUCUCUCUCCCUUCUCUCUCUCUCUCCUCUCUCUCUCUCUCUCUCUCUCUCUCUCUCUGCAGCAUGAGCUUUUGCAAUGGUGUUAUUCAGAAUACCCCCACCAGGUGUCUCAGUGUGACUACAUGGUUGACUUUUAUUGAAGAACUAGUGGGAGAGCAGAACAGUCUCUUGUCAUUGUCACCUAUUCAAAUGUAUUCUCCUUUGUGUUGUUUCGUCCUGGCCUUGGCCCAGCAGUAUGAUUUUACAUAAUGUAACUGACUUCAUCCCUGUUGUAUCAUAUCACAGCCCUGCACGGUACAGACCCCACAGGGCCAGGAGUAUGAGGGGAAAAUGGGUGGGUACUAUACAGUCAUGGGUAGUACUCCUAUUUCGCUCUACUGUGUUCGUUUGGCGUUCCUUUCUAAUAGUGCAGAUUUUGUGUGUUUGUAGCCAUGUUGAAGCUGCAUCCUCCUCUCUCCAGAUCACAGGUGUGUCCAUCCUGCGGGCAGGGGAGACCAUGGAGCCUUCCCUGAGGGCGGUGUGUAAAGAUGUCCGCAUUGGCAAGAUCCUCAUCUAAACCAACCUAGACUCAGGACAACCAGAGGUACUUUAGAACGUAAUAGAAUAGAUCUUUAUUGGCUGAAGAGAGAAGUGGUCCUGUUUAGAAAAGUCACACUUAUAUCCACCUCACUGGGUGUCUCCCUAGUAACCGGAUCUGCCUCCUCCACCUCCUGAUCAUAUCUCCGUGGUAACCCUGUUUCUCCUUCCUCCUCUCUCUGCCCAUCCCUUUCCAGCUGCAUUACCUGCAUCUGCCCAAAGACAUCAGUGAGGACCAUGUCAUUCUAAUGGACAGCACUGUGUCUACAGGCGCUGCAGCCAUGAUGGCUGUGAGGGUCCUAUUGGUAAAGUGGCAAUUGACAUCCCUAUCCCAUAAUAACUGAUAGCCCCACUACUUCAUGAUUAAUCACUAAUCAUUAUAGUAACCAUAUAAUUAUAAUUAGUAAGUUCUGUUUCUAUGAAAGUAACCCCCAUUACUCACCACACUAAAUGGUUGGGUUUUAAAAAGAUGGCAUAGCAUUGAUUGUGUGUUGUGUUAAAUGAGUGUUGUGAUGUAUCUGUGCAGGACCACGAGGUGCAGGAGGAGAACAUUGUGCUGGUUUCUCUGCUGAUGGCAGAGUUGGGGGUGCACUCGGUGGCCUACGCCUUCCCCAAGGUCAAAAUCAUCACCACCGCCGUGGACAAGGGUGUUGAUGACUUCCUGCAAGUCAUUCCUGGGAUUGGUGGGUUUGGCUCUGAUGUAGCACUCCAGUUAUGUGUUAUGGACAGUGGUGGAAGUUAGUGAUGUACGUAUUCUGUACUCCAUGUAAUGUAAGUUAACUCAGUGGUAUACAACUCUAACUGAGUAUCUGUGUGUUCUGUUGAUACAGGGGACUUUGGGGACCACUACUUUGGGACAGAUGGUGGAACAUCAGUCUGGAGUGAUGAUGAGGAACAGGAGCGACCCAAACAACAAACAUGA
Molecule: messenger RNA, 1759 nt
Organism: Coregonus sp. 'balchen'
Lineage: Eukaryota; Metazoa; Chordata; Actinopteri; Salmoniformes; Salmonidae
Source: the annotation of a GenBank genome assembly